UGUCACUGUCAAGUCAAAAAUUAAACAGAAAGUGUAAACUGUAAGUCAUUGUUGAAUUUGCAGAAGUUACAGUUGUUUUAAAAAGAAAAUGUUUAAUUCUGCUGCACCUCCUUUGUGGCAUAAUGGCCCGGUACCCGGAAACUUUUAUAAUUUUCCCGGCUCGCAGACCAGCUAUUCAAACCCUAUAACACAUACACAGUCUCCCGUUACAACAUCAACUUCUGUAUUAGCUAUUACUUACGAUAAAGGAGUACUGAUGGCCGGAGAUCUGGUUGCUUCAUAUGGAUCUUUAGCUAGGUACAGAAAUUGUCCGAGGGUUAUUAAAGUCAAUCAGAAUAUCAUCUUGGGAGCCGGUGGAGACUAUGCUGAUUUUCAAUAUGUGAAGAGUUUUAUUGAGCAAAAAAUAAUUGAUGAAGAAUGCAUUGAUGAUGGACUAAAAAUGAAACCAAAAUCGUUGUACUGUUGGCUUACCAGAGUAAUGUACCAACGGAGGAGUAAAUUAGACCCAUUUUGGAAUAAUUUGGUUAUAGGAGGAAUCCAGGAUGGAGUCCCAUUUCUAGGAACUGUAGAUAAAUUAGGAACUGCAUAUACCGACAAAGUUAUAUGUACAGGUUAUGGAGCGCACAUAGCCUUGCCCCUUCUUAGAGACUCUUUAGACAAAAAUGGGGCUCUUAACUUAGCUGAUGCCAAGACUCUCAUACACAAAUGCAUGGAAGUGUUGUUCUAUAGAGAUGCUAGAAGUUUUCCUAAAUAUCAGCUUGGUAUUAUUGAUAAAGAUGAUGGUGUCAGCAUUGAGGGCCUAUUUCAGUUGAAGAGAACUGGAAUAUUGCUCAUAUGACAUAAUUUUUCUUAAUUUUGAUUAUUUUGUAUUGAAACUAUAUUAUACAUUCAUGGAAGUCUGUGUUUAAUAAUAAACUUUUUGAUAAAACUAUAAAAUA
This is a messenger RNA of Diabrotica balteata, 938 nucleotides long. NCBI's taxonomy places the organism in Eukaryota, Metazoa, Arthropoda, Insecta, Coleoptera, Chrysomelidae. The record is from the annotation of a GenBank genome assembly.